Messenger RNA from Balaenoptera musculus (blue whale), 1375 nucleotides. RefSeq names its product protein FAM76A-like. The record is from RefSeq and is a predicted model, not a curated record. Lineage: Eukaryota; Metazoa; Chordata; Mammalia; Artiodactyla; Balaenopteridae.
AUGGCACAAACAGAAAGAAACACAAGAGAGAAAGCGGUGGGCGGGGCCGGUAGGGCAGUGAGCAACGCCUGCACCAAAUGCCACCAGCGCUUCCCCUUCGAGGCACUGUCCGGGCAGCAGCUGUGCAAGGAAUGUCGGAUUGUACACCCUGUUGUGAAGUGCACCUACUGUAGGACUGAGUACCAGCAGGAGAGUAAAACCAAUACAGUAUGCAAGAAAUGUGCUCAGAAUGUGCAGUUGUAUGGAAUGCCCAAACCUCAUCAGCAUUGCAACGUAACUGCAGCAUUUACUGGCAACAAAUGCCAGCGCUGCACAAAUUCAGAGAAGAAGUGUGGACCACCAUGUUCUUGUGAACAGUGCAAGCAGCAGUGUGCAUUUGACAGGAAAGAUGAUAGAAAAAAGGUAGACGGGAAAUUGUUAUGCUGGCUGUGCACACUUCCAUACAAACGGGUCCUUCAGAAGACCAAAGAGCAGAGGAAGCACCUGAGCAGUUGUUCCCGUGUCGGCCACCAGGAGAAGGAGCAGUGCAGUGGACUGAGCGGUGGCAGCCAUUAUAACAGUCAGAAAACACUUCCUACACCUUCAAUUCAAAAUGAAAUCCCAAAGAAAAAAAAAAAAUCCAGGUUUGAGUUGAUCACAACCAACAGCCUGUCCUCAGACCUGGCUCUGGACUCACCAGGCACGGACCACUCUGUCAUCAUUGCCCAACUGAAGGAAGAAGUAGCCACUCAGAAGAAGAUGCUGCAUCAAAAGGAUCAAAUGAUUUUAGAGAAAGAGAAGAAGGUCACAGAGUUGAAGGCUGAUUUUCGAUACCAAGAAUCUCAGAUGAGAGCCAAAAUGAACCAGAUGGAGAAAACCCACAAAGAAGUUACAGAACAACUGCAGGCCAAAAACCGAGAGCUCCUGAAGCAAGCAGCUGCCUUGUCCAAGAACAAGAAGUCAGAGAAGUCAGGAGCUAUAACCUCUCCAUGAGAGACCACGAGGACGCUCCUGGCAAUAGCAACGGAUUCCUGGGUUAGGGUGGCAACGUAGCUGUUCUCUGGGAAUUGCAAGCUUUCUUAAGAAAUCUGUAAUUUCACUAUAGUUAUCCUUGUUUGUGUGACUGCAGUGGGCUGAAUGGAAACACCUGGUUUGUGCUGUAUUAUGACUGCUUGCUUGAAUGUUUGGGGUUUCAGGCUCUCUCUUUCUCUCUCAUACUCUCCCUCACUCCCCUCUCUCUCUCCCAAACCCUUCUCUCCGCACUACUGUCUCUCUUUUGUUACUUUUGUGUGUGUGCGCUGGUCACUGCUCAGUGUUACGUGCAGAAUGGUUUUUUGGUUUUUUUGGUCCAUCAUUGCAUCCUGCCAUACCCAUGAGCAAAUAGUUCGGCAUUAAU